Engraulis encrasicolus (European anchovy) is the source of this 5302-nucleotide messenger RNA. RefSeq names its product family with sequence similarity 219 member Aa (gene fam219aa). The transcript has 6 exons. The record is from RefSeq and is a predicted model, not a curated record. Lineage: Eukaryota; Metazoa; Chordata; Actinopteri; Clupeiformes; Engraulidae. Bases 265 to 849 code for a protein of 194 amino acids.
UUCUUAUUCUUAUGUGCUCUUGUGUUAUCAUUUGCGACUACAGCCACAACUUCCUGUGAAUGCGCUCACAUGUUUCCGGAAAUCGUUCCCUACUGUUGUCAGCUGCACGGUGACAUACGGGCGGACGGGCAGCUGCAAACGGGCUGAGAUGAUGCGAGCAUUUUGUAGCAUCCUCCGGUCAAAUUGAUAGAAAAAUAAAUGCUUUUCUAGAUUCUAUAACCACCACUACCGGUUUUGAAAGCUAGAUUCUGACUUGUUGGGAAAAUGAUGGAAGAAAUUGACAGAUUUCAAGUACCAACGGUAAACGACAACGGGGAGAUGCAACCGCUGGAUCCUGCAGCUACUGUUACCGGCGAGACAGACGCGGAUACGAGAGAACCAGAGGGUGUGACCAUGAACUAUAAACCCUCCCCACUGCAGGUCAAGAUUGAGAAACAGAGGGAGUUGGCCAGAAAAGGUUCGGUCAAGAAUGGGACGGUGGGCAGUCCCGUUAAUCAACAGCCUAAGAAGAACAACGUCAUGGCCAGGACACGGCUUGUUGUGCCCAACAAGGGUUACUCCUCUCUAGACCAGAGCCCAGAUGAGAAGCCCCUGGUAGCGCUGGACACGGACAGUGAUGACGACUUUGACAUGUCCAGAUACUCCUCAUCAGGAUAUUCCUCAGCCGAGGUGAGAUGUCUGAGGGAGCAGCAAAUAAACCAGGACCUGAACAUCCAGCUGCUGAAGGAUGGCUACCGGCUGGACGAGAUCCCGGAUGACGAGGACCUGGACCUCAUCCCGCCUAAAUCCGUCAACCCCACCUGCAUGUGCUGCCAGGCCACCUCCUCCACAGCCUGCCAAAUCCAGUAGCACUCCUCCUCCUCCUCCUCCUCAAUGCCUGUCUCCUCUCGUCCUCCAGCUACUCCUCCCCCAGUUACUCCUCCCCCUACUCCCCCAUCCUCCUCCUCCUUCUCCUCCUCAAUGUCUUUUUCCUCUCCUUCUCCUCCUCCUCCUCCUCAAUGCCUGUCUCCUCUCGUCCUCCAGCUACUCCUCCCCAGCUACUCCUCCCAUCCUCCUCCUCUUCCUCCUCCUCAAUGUCUCUUUCCUCUCCUCCUCCUCAAUGUUUGUCUCCUCUUCUCCUCCUCCUUCUUCUCUCCCUCCUUCUCCUCCAUCUCCACUUCUUCCUACUCCAACACAUUUGCUCAUCUCCAAAUCCAGUAGCACUCUUUUUCAAUGUCUGUUUCUCCUCCUCCUACUCUUCCUGCUCUUCCCCCACCUCUUUCUCCCUCUCCAUUGCCUGUUCUCUCUCUUCUUCUUCUUCCUACUCCCUUUCCUCGCCCCCCUCCACAACUUUUUUUCAUUCCUCAUCCCUUUUGUCUAUCCCUCAACCCACCAUACCCUUGUCUCGGUUAUGAGACAAAUGAGGAUUUUUGAGUUCUUUAAAUGGAAUGAUGACUUAAAAUAUUGACAUGGCAAUGAGUUAAAAAAAAACAUAUUAUUGUAAUUAAUAUAAGACUAAGGGAAUACCGUGGGGAGGGGAAAUGCACAAAAAGAAAGUUCCUAACUGUCAUUGGUUCCUCCUAUGGUAGGACAUAUACUGUGUGGUUAAGUCUUUGCGUCAUCCUCAGAGUGGAGCUUGUGUUUAUAUGUUCAGACAACUUGCUUGAAUUACAAAAUUCACACAGCAAAGAGGCAGGAAAAAAAAUCAGAUAUGGAAGUGGAGUUACUAAAUGGUAAAUGUUUCACGUUGGCACACCCUUUCACUCCGCUGUCACUUGUAUUUUGGACGAUUGUGGUCAUCAUGCAUGUAAUGGUGGACAGAAGGCUUCUUCCUAACGAGUUCAAGGUGGCAUUUGUGUUCCCCGGCCAAACUGUUAUAGUGAACAGUUGUAGUGAAAGCUGUGGACAAUGUUAAUGAUGGUUUAACUUGUAUCACACAUUGUCAUAUUUAAAGGUCCAGUGUGUAAUUGUAGUAGUUACCUCCAAAAUGUAAACUGCCAAAUCACAGAUUUGAUCUUUUUCAUUACUAUUUACUGGUCUGACCAGGGGUGCGUUUCUCAAACCAUAAUUGCUAACUACGUUAGCUACAUUGUUGUUUGCAAUGCAAUUUCCCAUUGACAACUACACAAGUUGCUAACGGCUAACAACUACGCUUUCGAGAAACGCACCCCAGAGUAGGUUUUACAGCCAAAGAUGUCUAAUGGUUAUUCAACAUGGUGGAUUUGCAGAGAGAGGGUGUACUGUAGUGUAAAUUGAAUUGUACAUUUCUAAGCCUUAGUGAAUACUUGGAAAUCAAUGGUGGAUGCGCAUCAUGAAUUCUAGAAAUAAACUACUAGAAAAUUACACAGUGGACCUUUAAGAUGAUGACACUCCUAGAGAAGACACUGAAGCAGGUGACAAGCAAAAGGACAGGUCUUAUUUAAGCGCACUAUGGUUCACUUUCCCCAUCAGUCUCUCUCUGUUGUGACAUUGUUUACAUUGUUUACCCUUUUAUUUGCAUAGUCUUAGAAUCACAUUUUCCCCUAAAUUGAGGCGGAAAAUAUAUUUUGGAGUGCAUGUGUCAAGACGUGGGACAAAUAUUUGUGCUUUUCAUUAUUAUGUUACAUUAUUAUCGUUUUGGGUAGAAAAUAUCACUGUCUUUUACUAGUUACUAGAUAAACUAGUACAGCCAGAAUCAUUUGACAACAUUAGCAGACAGUAAAGCUCUCUGUGUCAUCAAAAUGGCUACCAGACCUGAUAUUGAAGAACAUGCUAAAACUCUUUUAGCAGUUUCCCAAUCCCUUCUGAUAUUUGACAGACUUGGGUUGUUUGUGUUCAUCAAGUCAUUCUGGUCAUUCAAUGAAGAGAGGCACUACUGAAUUUGUUCACUUUGUCCUUUUUAAAAAAUAGAAUACUUGUUUUAUUAUUCCCAAUCCUUGCUUGCAUUGCCUGUGGAUAGUUUCAUGUGUAUGGCCACUGCACUGUAGUGUGUCAAGGCAGGGUAAAUAGGGAAUAUCAUGUUAGAAAGAUCAGCUUUUUAUCAUUAAUGUUGUGCGACCUUAAAACACAUCCUUACUGACUGCAUACAGUAAGCUCCUGUUGACUGCCGCCUGUGUUUGACUCAUAUCAAACUUUUAUGUGUGCCAAACCGAAAAAUGAAAUGCUGGCAUGCUAGAAAUGUGUUGCCAGACCUUAACUUUAUAUCCUGGGAUAUAAUUUUGCAUAGCUGCCACAAUGAAUUAUGCUAAAAUGCAACAUUGUACACAAACAUGUUUUCUUGUUCCCUCGUGUCCGAACACGCAUGACUUGUUUCUUUACUUUUUAACCAAAGACAGAAGCAUAAGUCUGAAUCCUCAAAUCCUAACGUCCCAUAUAGGCUACUGUAUGUAAUGAUGUUGGUUUGUGUGUCGUUUAAUAUUGCUACACAGGCACUGUGCCCUGAAAUGAUAUAAGUAUGCUCACAGUCCCCAGUUAACUCACCUAAACAGUUUGAACCUAGCAGAGACCUCCAAUCUUCAAAAUAUAAAGCUAAAAUGGCAAUACCCCAGAUUGUGCCGUUAGCAGGGAUGGUUUAACGACUUGUUCUACUUAGUUCUACUUAACAAGUCAAGAAACUCAAGAGUCUGUCAGUGUGUGUCCAGCUAUAGACAUCUGUUGUCAACAGGAGUAAUUGGGUGUUCUGCGGCAGUGUAACGCUGCCUCACAUACACAGCACUACAGCAUAAGGUACAACUCUUCAUAGUAUGCCACAGCUCUAAUUUUCUCUCAAAACACUGAAAUGUACACUACUAUGCCAAACCUGAAGUAUAACCCAUUAAACUAGAUGACCAGAUCUAAAUAAAGCCAGGGUGCGUUCCACAGGAAUUUAUUUUCGUAUUUAACAGGCCAUUUUCCCAUUAAGUUGUGUGAAUGGUAGUAGCAUUAAGGGAAUGUAUUGUUUGUUUGUUUUUAAUUAUUAUUAUUUUGUUUCAUUUUUGCAUCAAGUGACAGGGUGUUUGACUAUUUGCCUUUUUGUUGUGCAUGUAGGGAGUUUUGUCCGAGGUUUGACCUUUUCCUCUUGGCGUUUGUCAUAAUGGAAGCCAGAUGUACUGUAUGGCCAGUAUAUUCAUGUUCAUGGAGGCCCAAGUGCAGCUCAAACCCAGUUGGUGCAUCAUGUGUGUUUACCAUUGGCUAAUGUUGUCAGACUCAAAACGCCAGUGUGUGGCUGGGUAGUACUUGUCACAAUAUCUCAAUCCCCCAGCUCUGAUCAAAAAUGGGUCUCGUUAGAUCUUUUGGGUUUUAUUUAUUUAUUCUUGCUUUGUUUUGGGUGGAUGGAAUGAAUUAUGAAAUUCCAACACUUUUUCCAUGUUUGGCUAUACACAAAUUUACGAAAUAAGGCUGUAUGCAGAAUGUUAAAUCUGUGUUGCAGCCAAUGAGACACUGGACAAAUCACACACAGUAGUUCGCUCCUUGCGCUUUUGACCAAUUUUGAUGCGAACUGGUCUUGCAACCUCAACACGUCUAUCACAUUAAAAUAGUUUGUUUGCUGCUGUAGCUGUCUUUGUAGGCACCAAGCAGUAUACCAGGAGAAGACGGUGUUGUCCAUUGGACAUGUUGGGACAUAUAGGACGUUUGGAAACCAGCCAGUGUAAGAAACCUCAAUUCUGUAUCUUUUGCCUGUGUGACUACAUACGAUGGAAUGCUUUUUUUCUUGUUGUACAUAAUCCUGACAUCCCUCAGUCGCACUACCCCAUCUUUCACUCGGGAUAUGUUUGUUAUUAAUGAUGUAAGGAAAGGGAUCUCCUGAGGAAUAAUAGGAAAUAAAGGAAGAAUAAAGAGCAUGGUCCGUUUUGUUGUACUGGCGCACUGUUUGGUCUGAGAAUGCAUUAUAGUGUGAGAAUGAUAACUGAAACUGCCCUCUCUGUUUUGCGCUGUUAGUAGGUUUUUUAUUUUAUUUUAUUUUUUACUGUCACCAUUUUAUGUAAUCUCAAACUUAACAAUUACAAAGAAGGAAUGAACACUCCUCUUGCCCCAAGUAACCCUGUCCUACUUUAGCCAUGUCACACUCACAGUAUAACUCUUGAGUUUGCUGGUUAAGAAAAAUGCCUUAAGUACAGCUCUGUUGUGGGUGUCUAUUUUACCAGUGUUUUUUUUUGGUUUGAUUUAAUUUAUUUAAACAGUGUGAGAGUAGUAUAUUUUUCUUUUUUUGUUUGUUUUGUUUAACAUAGGUCUACAACUAUCGUUUUAUUCUGCAGAUACAUUGAUCAUGAUUGUAAAGAUGUGAACAACUUCCAUACCAGUAUUUAACAGAUGUUACUGUUCUGUGUAGUGUAUCAUAUCAAUAAAAAUGGAAUAUGUGACUUCA